GGUUCACGACGAUUUCUUGGUGAAGUGUUCCACCGACGAGGCUCAGCAUGAGAUCGAGUGGCGCACGGCCACGGGGAAAAGACAAUCAUGAUAGCAUGACGUGUUGUUACCAUGUCAACUAGUAGAACAUGGAGGGAACUUAUUUUACUCAUGUUCUCUCCCGACUUGGCCUCGCGCUGGACCAAGUCACGAACCCGAUGAGAUUUGGGCGUUUUGGGAGCAAAAAGGGAAGUGAAGUACGAUGCGUUCUGAAUUGGGCCACUGCUACGGGGGCCCGGUUGAUUGGGCCAGCAUUGACGCCGCGGAAGAACGGAAUGCCAGUUAGCGUACUGCUUAGGAGAAAAGAAUGGUUCUAGCCUUUCGCUACCCGUGGGAGUGGACAGAGAUCAAUUAAGCUUGUCGAUGAGGUCGAUGCGGGGCAGAUCGAGGCUCGUCCCAAAAAAUUGCGCC
This is a messenger RNA of Aspergillus alliaceus, 450 nucleotides long. RefSeq lists its product as uncharacterized. Bases 129 to 356 code for a protein of 75 amino acids. The record is from RefSeq and is a predicted model, not a curated record. The transcript has 2 exons. NCBI's taxonomy places the organism in Eukaryota, Fungi, Ascomycota, Eurotiomycetes, Eurotiales, Aspergillaceae.